AUGGAUCUCUCACAGCUCUACCUGAGUUUAAUUCUUCUGGUUCUUCCUUACAAGGCCAUUUCCACUUCUCAUCACCAUACCAAUGGACUCAAAUCCCUUCACUUUACACUAUUUCAACACGAAACCAUUAACAAAACUGGCUUUAUCAUAGUGAAUGGUGUGGCCGGGCCAGGAGUAAGCCAAACCACCACGCCUUUUGGCACACUAUUUGCAUUCCAAGAUCCCAUGACUCUUACACCCAAUUUGAAUUCUAAGGUCGUUGGAACAGCAGAAGGAACCUCCAUCACUUCUGGACUGGAUGGACUUCAGAGCAUUUCCAUUGCUAAGAUAACUUUGAAUAUUAAACGGCACAAAGGAUCCAUCUCAAUAGUUGGAGGCACACACAACAUAAAGCCUUCUGAUCAUCCCGUCGUGGGUGGCACAGAAGAUUUUCUGUUUGUUCAAGGUUAUGUGACAUCAUCUCCGGUGAAUCUGACAGGGCUGACGGUCACCUACAGAAUCGAGUUUCACCUUUUUUGGCCUCCAUAUGCAAAUUUUAGAUAA
Fraxinus pennsylvanica is the source of this 543-nucleotide messenger RNA. The record is from the annotation of a GenBank genome assembly. NCBI's taxonomy places the organism in Eukaryota, Viridiplantae, Streptophyta, Magnoliopsida, Lamiales, Oleaceae.